GUAGUGAUUUUGAUUGGCUUCGUGUAUCGGCUGUCUAUAUAUCAUCAUUCACUUUCCACUGCAGUUUAUUCGUAGUGCAACCUGUCUUCUAUGAUGUCAGACCCAGUGGUUAUAGCGUCAGCCGUUCGUACUCCAGUAGGAUCUUUCAAUGGAGCAUUGCAGUCACAAACUGCCCAUGAUUUGGGAGCCAUUGUCAUCAAAGAAGCCCUUCAGAGGUCACAGGUCAAAGCUGAUGAAGUCUCAGAGGUUAUACUGGGUCAAGUACUAACAGGAGGCCAAGGUCAGAAUCCAGCAAGGCAGGCCAGUAUAAAGGCUGGUAUACCACACAGUGUGCCAGCAAUGGUAGUCAAUAUGUUGUGUGGUUCAGGUCUAAGAUCUAUUGUAUUAGGCACACAGGCAAUUCUACUAGGAGAUUCUAAUAUCGUAGUGGCUGGAGGUCAAGAAAGCAUGAGUAAAGCACCACACUGUAUACAUGUGAGAAAUGGUUUAAAGUUUGGUGAUGUAGGAUUAGCAGACAGCAUGAUGAGUGAUGGAUUAACAUGUGCAAUAAAUAAAUAUCACAUGGGAAUUACUGCUGAAAAUGUUGCCAAACAAUGGGAUAUUACACGAGAAAAGCAGGACGAGUUUGCAUUGAAGUCACAAAAAACAACAGAAGAAUCACAAAAAAAUUAUUUAUUCAAGGAAGAAAUAAUACCAGUUACAAUAACGUCUAGGAAGGGCUCAACAGAAGUAACUCAAGAUGAAUUCCCCCGUGCAGGUUGUACAAUGGAAGGUUUAACUAAGUUAAGACCAGCUUUCAUCAAAGAUGGAACUGGAACUGUGACUGCUGGAAACGCUUCAGGGAUUAAUGACGGGGCAGGUGCAGUGGUCUUAAUGAAACAAUCCGAGGCCAGUAAACGUGGUUUGAAACCAUUGGCAAGGAUAGUGUCUUGGGCACAAGCCGGAGUAGAUCCUGCUAUUAUGGGUACUGGACCAAUACCAGCUGUCAAGAAAGCUUUAGAGAAAGCUGGUUGGGAUAAAGAUGAGGUGGAUUUAUAUGAAUUAAAUGAAGCCUUUGCUGCACAGUCACUGGCUGUUGUAAAGGACCUUCAUCUUAAUCCUGAAAAGGUUAAUGUCCGUGGUGGCGCCAUUGCCUUGGGACAUCCCAUUGGAGCUUCUGGCACACGUAUCUUUGUAACGCUACUACACGCAUUGAAAUCCAGUGGAGGAAAGAAAGGUGUCGCUGCAUUGUGUGUCGGUGGUGGUAUGGGAAUAGCAGUUUGUGUAGAACGAGAUUAAAAUACUGUUGAGUUUGUUCGACAAAUGGGCUACAACUCUACAUCUGAGAGAGCUAUGAAAUCUACUGGAAUAUCGGUAUUUGAUAAAGUGUAUAAUAAAGGGAUGAAUCUCUUAAUAAAUUAGUUGGGUAUAUGACUGCAAGUUUGACAAACAUGAAAAUAACUAAAUACAACUUUUGGUUGUAAUCCGAUACGUAUUAAACAUAAUUUGCACAAAUUCAAAAACAA
Molecule: messenger RNA, 1505 nt
Organism: Saccoglossus kowalevskii
Lineage: Eukaryota; Metazoa; Hemichordata; Enteropneusta; Harrimaniidae
Product: acetyl-CoA acetyltransferase, cytosolic-like
Molecular function (GO): acyltransferase activity, transferring groups other than amino-acyl groups
Source: RefSeq, a predicted model, not a curated record